Molecule: messenger RNA, 1851 nt
Organism: Aegilops tauschii subsp. strangulata
Lineage: Eukaryota; Viridiplantae; Streptophyta; Magnoliopsida; Poales; Poaceae
Source: RefSeq, a predicted model, not a curated record
AUGGCGACGGCCUAUGGAUCACUGGGGCAUGUCUGUGACACGACGACGGGGACGAAGCAGGGGCCCGACGAAUCCGGGCGACUCGCAACAAGGAUGGCAGAGGAGGAGCAGCGGGGACCCAAGCCGAUCCGGCCGGAGCCUGCCGGCAUCGACGCGGAUGAGCGCAAGACAGCGGAGGCGGGGAUGGCGCUGCGGAGCUCGGCCUCUGGGAUGCUGGCGAGGUCUCGGGCGCGAGGGAGAGGAGUGCUCGGGCGCUGCUACUGCUGGCGCUGGGGUGCGGAGGAGGAGCGGCAACGGAGUGUGAUGCAGGGAAGGCAGCCGAGGCGGACUUGGCAAUGCAGGGGAAAACAGAGGCCGGCGGGAGAGGUUCAAGGCGGCAGCGUCAUGGAGGAAGACCGGCGGGGACUGCAGGCUUGUAGGCGAACGGCGCUGGCGAGGCGGCGGCGGCUCUGGGAACUUGACGGGGCGCAGGGGUCCAGGAACAAAGUGAGGAGGCGAGGGGCGGCCAUGGCAUUCGACGGCUGCAUUCGGUUCCUGCGAGAGAGAGAACGGGAGGUAACAGAGAGAUGUGAGGCACGGGAAGAAGAAGAAAGGAAGAGAAAGGGCAGGGGCGCGAGGUCCGGCCUGGUCCGUCGGCAGCGGUCGCCAGAGGAGGGGAAAGGAGCGGGGCAGCGGGGAGCUGCUCGUGCUGCUCUGGCAGGGAGGUGGAGGCGCACAGGAGGCUCGGGGUCGAGCCUGUGCUCUCCAGAGCAAGGAGGUGGCGGGAUCAAGGGGAAGCUGCGGGAUGGAUGGAUUGGAUCGGGGGGAAUGAGGAGAUCCCGAGAAACAGCAGCAAGGGAGGCCGGCGAUGAGGGCUUGGGGAGGUCUGACCGCGGAGACGCGCCGGUGAUGCGGACGAGGCGAAGGACUCCGGCGGCGCUGGCCUCUGCAAAACGGCGGCGGCGGACACAAGUCAGAGAGAGAAGAAAAGGAGAAGGAAAGGAGAGGCAGGGCAUGGUGACGGCCUACGGAUCACUGGAGCAUGUCGGUGACACGGCGACGGGGACGAAGCAGGGGUCCGACGAAUCCGGGCGACUCGCAACAAGGACGGCAGAGGAGGAGCAGCGGGGACCCAAGCCGAUCCGGCCGGAGCCUGCCGGCGUCGACACAGACAAGCGCAAGACAGCGGAGGCGGGGAUGGCGCUGCGUAGCUCGGCCCUGGGAUGCUGGCGAGGUCUCGGGCGCGAGGGAGAGGAGCGCUCGGGCGCUGCUGCUGCUGGCGCUGGGGUGCGGAGGAGGCAGACGAGGCGGACUUUGCGAUGCAGGGGAAAACAGAGGCCGGCAGGAGAGGUACAAGGCGGUAGCGUCGUGGAGGAAGACCGGCGGGGACUGCGGGCUUGCAGGCGAACGGCGCUGGCGAGGCGGCGGUGGCUCUGGGAACUUGACGGGGCGCAGGGGUCCAGGAACAAAGUGAGGAGGCGAGGGGCGGCCAUGGCGUUCGACGGCUGCGUCCGGUUCUUGCGAGAGAGAGAACGAGAGGUAACAGAGAGAUGUGAGGCACGGGAAGAAGAAGAAAGGAAGAGAAAGGGCAGGGGCGCGAGGUCCGGCCUGGUCCGUCGGCAGCGGUCGCCGGAGGAGGGGAAAGGAGCGGGGCAGCGGGGAGCUGCUCGUGCUGCUCCGGCAGGGAGGUGGAGGCGCACGGGAGGCUCGGGGUCGAGCCUUUGCUCUCCCGAGCAAGGAGGCGGCGGGAUCGAGGGGAAGCUGCGGGAUGCAUGGAUUGGAUCGGGGGGGAAUGAGGAGAUCCCGAGGUGGGAGACGACAAGGUGGAGUGUGGCGGCGGGGAUUGGACAGGGGAGGAUCCCUAGAAAAUAG